AUGGUGGCAGCGGCACCAUUCAGACAUCCAGAGACCACACUGGCUGUUGAGGGCCACCCAUGGGCGGCUGCUCACCGAUACCGUGAGGUGGGGGUGACCGUGGCCCGGGGUGCAGGCCGCACCGACACCGCUGACAAGGAGGAGGAUCUGAGGCAGGAGACAACGGGGACCGGCCCGACCGGCCCGAGGCUGAGCGGGGCGGGGCCCGGCAGCAAAGAGCGCGGCGUCCGGGCCCGACCCCGGGCCGAGCAGGCGGGCGAGGUCUGGGAAGCGCGACACCGACCUGCAGGAGCCGGAUCCGAGCAGGGCGAAGGACGGCGCCGAAGCCGGGGUGGAGGUGCGUGUGUACCGGGCAAAGCGGUCCCCCGGAGGCCGAGCCGGAAGUGGGCGGUGGGCGGCGGCCGAGUGGGAGGGACCGGGACGCUGGAGCCCAGUCACCGGCCUCCUCCCGUCUCCGGCAGCCUCCCAGCACCAUCACCCAGCUCCGCUACCAGCCUCCCACCACCAGCCUCCCAGCUCCAGCAGCCUCCAGUCACCAGCCUCCCGUCUCCAGCAGCCUCCCAUCACCAGCCUCCCACCAUCACCCAUCUCCGCCACCAGCCUCCCACCAGCAGCUUCCCAGCUCCAGCAGCCUCCAGUCACCAGCCUCCCGUCUCCAGCAGCCUCCCAGCUCCGCCAGCAGCCUCCCAUCACCAGACUCCCAUCACCAGCAGCCUCCCAGCACCAUCACCCAGCUCCGCUACCAGCCUCCCACCACCAGCCUCCCAGCUCCAGCAGCCUCCCGUCACCAGACUCCCAUCACCAGCCUCCCACCAUCACCCAGCUCCGCCACCAGCCUCCCACCAGCAGCUUCCCAGCUCCAGCAGCCUCCAGUCACCAGCCUCCCGUCUCCAGCAGCCUCCCAGCUCCGCCAGCAGCCUCCCGUCACCAGACUCCCAUCACCAGCAGCCUCCCAGCACCAUCACCCAGCUCCGCUACCAGCCUCCCACCACCAGCCUCCCAGCUCCAGCAGCCUCCCGUCACCAGACUCCCAUCACCAGCCUCCCACCAUCACCCAGCUCCGCCACCAGCCUCCCACCAGCAGCUUCCCAGCUCCAGCAGCCUCCAGUCACCAGCCUCCCGUCUCCAGCAGCCUCCCAGCUCCGCCAGCAGCCUCCCGUCACCAGACUCCCAUCACCAGCAGCCUCCCAGCACCAUCACCCAGCUCCGCUACCAGCCUCCCACCACCAGCCUCCCAGCUCCAGCAGCCUCCCGUCACCAGACUCCCAUCACCAGCCUCCCACCAUCACCCAGCUCCGCCACCAGCCUCCCACCAGCAGCUUCCCAGCUCCAGCAGCCUCCAGUCACCAGCCUCCCGUCUCCAGCAGCCUCCCAGCACCAGCCUCCCAGCUCCGCCAGCAGCCUCCCGUCACCAGACUCCCAUCACCAGCAGCCUCCCAGCACCAUCACCCAGCUCCGCUACCAGCCUCCAGUCACCAGCCUCCCAGCUCCAGCAGCCUCCAGUCACCAGCCUCCCGUCUCCAGCAGCCUCCCGUCACCAGACUCCCAUCACCAGCAGCCUCCCACCAUCACCCAGCUCCACCACCAGCCUCCCACCAGCUUCCCAGCUCCAGCAGCCUCCAGUCACCAGCCUCCCGUCUCCAGCAGCCUCCCGUCACCAGACUCCCAUCACCAGCAGCCUCCCACCAUCACCCAGCUCCGCCACCAGCCUCCCACCACCAGCUUCCCAGCUCCAGCAGCCUCCAGUCACCAGCCUCCCGUCACCAGACUCCCAUCACCAGCAGCCUCCCACCAUCACCCAGCUACGCCACCGGCCUUCCACCACCAGCCUCACAGCUCCGCCACCAGCCUCCCAUCUCCAGCAGCCUCCGGUCACCAGCCUCCCGUCUCCACCAGCCUCCCAUCUCCACCAGCCUCCCGUCACCAGACUCCCAUCACCAGCAGCCUCCCACCAUCACCCAGCUCCGCCACCGGCCUCCCACCACCAGCCUCCCAGCUCCGCCACCAGCCUCCCACCACCAGCCUCCCAUCUCCAGCAGCCUCCGGUCACCAGCCUCCCGUCUCCAGCGGCCUCCUGUCACCAGACUCCCAUCACCAACAGCCUCCCACCAUCACCCAGCUCCGCCGCCGGCCUCCCACCACCAGCCUCCCGUCUCCAGCAGCCUCCCACCACCAGCCUCCCAGCUCCACCAGCAGCCUCCCACCACCAGCCUCCCGUCUCCAGCAGCCUCCCGUCACCAGACUCCCAUCACCAGCAGCCUCCCACCAUCACCCAGCUCCGCCACCGGCCUCCCACCACCAGCCUCCCGUCACCAGACUCCCAUCACCAGCAGCCUCCCACCAUCACCCAGCUCCGCCAGCAGCCUUCCACUGCCAGCAGCCUCCCACUGCCAGCAGCCUCCCAUCACCAGCUUCCCAUCAUCAGCCUCUCUUCACCACCCAGCUCCAUCACCAGAAGCCAUCCUUCACCUCCUUGCAGCUCCAGCAACCCCCACUAUACCUCCAGAAGCCCUCCUGCAGCUCCAGCCAGCCUGCAUUGCAUCACCAGCUACCUUCCUCACCUCCAGCAACCUCCAGUAA
Pristis pectinata (smalltooth sawfish) is the source of this 2580-nucleotide messenger RNA. RefSeq lists its product as uncharacterized. The transcript has a single exon. Bases 1 to 2580 code for a protein of 859 amino acids. Lineage: Eukaryota; Metazoa; Chordata; Chondrichthyes; Rhinopristiformes; Pristidae. The record is from RefSeq and is a predicted model, not a curated record.